Mya arenaria is the source of this 3191-nucleotide messenger RNA. RefSeq names its product FMRFamide receptor-like. Gene Ontology annotation, biological process: G protein-coupled receptor signaling pathway. The record is from RefSeq and is a predicted model, not a curated record. The transcript has a single exon. Gene Ontology annotation, cellular component: membrane. Gene Ontology annotation, molecular function: G protein-coupled receptor activity. Lineage: Eukaryota; Metazoa; Mollusca; Bivalvia; Myida; Myidae. Bases 33 to 1526 code for a protein of 497 amino acids.
ACAAAUCUGUGAAAUAUAUAACAGCAAUUAGAAUGGCUGAUAUUUUUUCAGAGGAUUUUUUGAAUUCUUUGGAUAUUCCUUUAAAUUUUAAUCUGAGUGAGUUUUUAAUGAGUGAAAAUAAAUCAGACAAUUUCUCAGAUAGUCAACAAGAAGUUGGAAACAUGGAGAAUAAUGAUGAAAAACAGUAUGAUAAGGCCCUAUUGAAUUACUACCUGAUGGGAAUCGCGGGCAGCACGGUGUGCAUUGUGGGUACUUUGUGUAACAUCCUGUCUGUGGUUGUGUUGACACAGAGAGUGAUGAACUCUUCAACAUACUCGUAUUUGGCAGCGCUGGCUGUAUGUGAUACAUUAGCGCUUCUGCUCACUGUUUUCAUAUUUCUCCUCAGUGAGGAUACUGUUUACCCACAUAAGGGGACGAUGACCUGGGUUAAACCGUCAUACGCCAUUUUGUUCCCGUAUUUACACCCUGCUGCCAUAACAUUCCAAGUGACCUCAAUAUGGCUGACGUUGGCAUUUACUGUUGAUCGUUAUAUAAUGAUAUGCCACCCGUUCAGGGCCGAAAGAUUGUGUAGUGUAAGCAGAGCACGUAAAGUGAUUGUUUUCAUAUACAUUCUUGGUCUCAUUUUCAAUAUACCACGUUUUCUGGAGUAUACUACCAAGGAAAUCAGCAUUCCAGCAUUGAAUGGCAAAAUUGAAACCCGUAAGAUUGUGCAAUAUACUGAAAUUGGUCAAAAGCCAAUAUUUAUUGACAUUGUCCAUUCAUACUUAUAUCUAACAUGUGUUUGUGGGAUUCCCUUCCUGACACUCGCCAUAUUGAACACUUUCCUCAUUUAUGCAGUCCACUUGUCAAAGAAGAAGGGCAAGUUGAUCAAUGCAAAGGAAAAGAAACGUAAUGACACAACAUUAAUGUUGAUUGGUGUUAUUGUAAUCUUCCUUGUUUGCCAGGGGCCUGCCCUUAUAUCCCGAAUGGUCUACGCUUUUGACUUUCAUCUUGCUACUGCAUCCUUUACCUUCCACCGUAUCAACGAGGUUGGCAAUUUCCUGAUUAUAGUCAAUUCUGCUAUUAACAUUGUGCCAUAUUACUUUUUUGGAAAACGAUUUCGAAAAGAAUUCUGGCGAGUAUUUUGUGCAUGUUUUUUAACGAACCAUGAGUUACGAAAAAUGAAGCGUAACUUGAGUUUUUCUGUGGACAAGCGAAGGUUAUCACAGUGUAGUGGUGCAAGCCAAUAUGAACUGAAUGGCUUUCAUAAAACCAUGCCAAAUCAUCGUGACAGUAACUCACCGUUGCUACAUUGCCCGGACAAGGUGCACAGAGACUCUGUACAUACUACAGACACACUCGACAUUGAGCGGCGUAGCCCCUAUGACGCUAACGUGGAAAAACAUGGACUAUUUGAUGUACCUGGCGAUAGACUUAGUCCGUGUUCAUUUGAUCGGGUUCGACGAGAGAGUCCUACAUUGCUAAAGAUAGUUUGGGAAAUGGACAAUAAUAAAAAUGAUAAAAGUGAUGUUCCACUAAAGGACUAACAUGAAUCUCCUGAAGAUACAAGAUAUUUUAUAACAAGUAAAUCUAGUUUAAUAACAUGUUAGAGCUGAAAUGUAAUUCCAGUACUCUAGUAUAUUUAUUUAUGAUAUUGGUAUAUUGCCAGGGCUUCUAAAAGUUUGCAACCUCAAUCCGUCUGGGCGUGCAUCAAACCAACAUCCCCUCAAAAAAAAAAAACCUAAAAGUUUGGACACUUAAAAUAGGGACACACAUAAUCAUUUAUAUUGCGUAUCUUAUUUUUGUACACUCAGAUGUUCAUUCAUAUUUGAAGUGAAUUCAAACAUUUUGGCCAUGAAUUGAAGGUUCUCUAUCCAGCCUAGAUGCAAAUGUGGCAAACACGGUAGUUGGUUAACCAGCCUAGAGUAAAAUGCGAUAAUACGGUAUUAGACUGACCUAUUUAAAUACAAUACAUUGCCUUUAAUCUCUACACGCUCAUGCUCUGAUUUCACAAAAAGUACUAUAUGAUCUGCAGCCGACAUGUACGACACAUUUCAAUAUGUGUUAAUAACUUUCGUAGGUGUUUGUUUGAAUUGCAGUUGAUUGCACUUACUUCAGGCGAAACAAAUAACCAUUGAUUAAUGUGGAUAAAUUAAUGUAAUGCACCAGUCAAUUGUAACCACAGCCCCCCAAGGUCCAGGGGUAUACUGAGGAUGGCCUGGAAAAUGGGCUAUGUUUUUACCUUUCAGGUGGCCCCGCAGUGCCGGGUGAAGCGGAGGUUUUGUCUUCGCUUUAAAUAUAGCUGGGAAUGGGCCUUACCUAGGAUCCCUGGGGUGCAGGGGCAUUUGGCGGGUAUUUUACUAUCUGUUCGAUUUUAGCCGGGGUUGGCUGGACCGAAUGUCAAAGUCCCAGCUAUUCCCCAGACCUGGGGGGGCCGUGGUUACAAUUGACUGGUGCAUAAUGAUUAAUAAAAUGUUUAUUGAAACCUGCCAUAAUAGCCUGUAUAAAACUCAAAGCCUUGAUUGUAAGAAAAAAAGUCAGUUUUAUUUCCGACAUGGAAAAAAUAACAGGGCAAACAAUAUCCAGAAUAAUUGCAUUAUAUAGUCAGCAAAAUGUGUCUCCUGUGUCAUCUACCACAUGUUUGGACUGAUUACAAGCGUCUGCCAAUAAGAAGAUAUGUGCCGAAGAUAUUGUUUGUUCAUCGAAGGGAAACUAAGCAGAUGGUCACGUUAAUCAUUUUCUGUUCCUGAAAUCAGUCCAGCGUGAUCAAAAUUGGUCACGGCGGCAAAUUGUCGGUUUUUAGAAGCCCUGGUAUAUUGCAUUGUUCAAAUAUUUAUUUUGUGAUUCUAUAGAAAUUCUUUUAUUUUGUAUAUGAUUUAAAUCAUUACAUCCAUGUCAAUUAUUUAAACCUUUCUUGAACAUACUUAUGUUAAAAAAUUUCAAGUAAAAACCUUGUUAAAGGGGCAUCCUUGGCUUUGGCAAAUCCAUGAGAAAAAAUAUAGCUGAUUGAAAACCAAGUCUUCUUAUUACCCAACUGGCUUAUAAUGAAAACUCAGGUAUAUAAAAAGACCUUCCAAAAUUUUGACAAAUUCAGCCAUGUGAUUUUGAAAUUUGUUUAUCGAUUAUUAUAACCCAAUUGAGUAUAAUUAUGUCCCUAACGAUUAAGUGGAUAUAGAAGCUGACUACAUAGCCAGAGGUCAUUCUGCCGACAU